Molecule: messenger RNA, 1639 nt
Organism: Astrephomene gubernaculifera
Lineage: Eukaryota; Viridiplantae; Chlorophyta; Chlorophyceae; Chlamydomonadales; Astrephomenaceae
Source: the annotation of a GenBank genome assembly
UCGAAUUUUUUGUUCUUCUUGUGUUCUAACACCUGCAUAGACCCCGCAACCUUCAACCGUCCUAUCACGAAUGGCUCUCGCUCUGUCGUCCUGCCCUCGCUUAUCACAAGCGGCGUCGCGCCGACCAGCACCACGGCGAAGCCGCGCAACCACCGUUGUUGUGAAGGCCGUCAACUUGCGCGAGGCGAGCGACUGGGUUGCCCAGGCCUUCGUUCGCAUAUUCUCUCCUGACGACAGCAAGAUCGAGCACUACCCGACGAACUCCGGAUGGCAAGGCCGCAUCGACCACACGAGGAAACCAUUCAAGGAUAACUUCGUCAGCAACGCCCCGCUGCCUCCCAGCUCUACCCUGGAGCCUACCGAGCGGCAAACCGAGAAAGAGGAGGGCACAGCAGGCUACGUUGAGAAGGCUGUGAAGGACGUGGUAGCUGGCAUCCCCAGCGGCAAUCCCGAUGAGCCCGAAUGGCCUGAUGCUACGGGUUGGCGCGGCGACCUCCACAAGUCGGACAACAAGCGCGACAGUCGCGAGGGAUUCCACACCAAGCGGUACUAGAGGGCGGCAACAGGGUAAAGUAGGAAUGUACGGUAGCACGGUACUUUCAGGGGGCUAUGUACGGCAGUAAUGACCAGCCAACACGGCAUGUCGUACACCGUUCGUACCGUGUGUACUACUGUGUAGCGCCCAUGAGAGCCAGGGGCAAGAGGCUCUGAAGCGGAGCACGUCGAUUUGCACAAAAUUGAGGAGGUACAUACAUACUGGGUUAGUCCCUGGAACCAACCCUGGAGGGUGUUAGGAUGAGGUUACGGCAGUAUCCCUCGGUCAGCUGUAGGUGCGGUUUGAGUACUGAGUGCUUUUGCAUCACACAUUACCACCGCAUCUGAUUUGCAUGUCUUAGCUGGUGUAUCGUUUGCAGCUUCUUUUGUUUGGUAAUUGGGUUAUGAUUGGUUGUUGGUUGGCUCCUUGUUGGCCCCGUAUUGUACUACUGCCGCGGUCUCCGUUGUGCCGAGCAAUUCCUCACACGCACUGUAUCAUAUGUUUCAGUUUCAGUCGUGCCGGCAAUUGUCCCUCUGCCCCUCAGCAGCAGGAAAGCCGUGUUGGUGUGCACCCAGGCUACGUUCUGCUGGUUUGUUGUCGCCGUUGCUGUUGUUUCGUUCAUAGCCCGAUGUGGGUUGUUUCGGCAUGUGGGUUCUGCAAGCAUGCAUGUCAAUCGCAGUGUGUCUCUGGUGUGGCCAAUAGAGAAAACACAAUGCAGUACUUCGAAGGCCCUGCUGCGUAACGUGCUUUGUGUUUUUGGAAGGGCGCAGAACUGCCCCUCUUCUUCUUCAUCUUCCGUUGCCAAGUGCCGGGCCGGGCAUGCAGACGAGGGGACUCGUUAUGGUGGGGAAGUAAGUAAGAAAGCUGUGUUUGGAAUGGUGUUGCAUAGCAUACGUCAAGAGGACAUCAACGGUGUCGUACCCUUUGUUGUGACAUACCGCCAAUCUGGAGAAGAACUUACCCUACCUGGAGAAGACUAUACAUAUCGCUGGCUGAUUGGCUGUGAAGUUUGGCUGGUGGCUUUUGCGCGGUAAGAACACUGGCCCUUGUAGGUGUAUGCUACUUGGUUGGUAGCAAGCAAUGUCGCAGAUGUGAGCUGCUGGC